GCGCAGUUAUGGUCACCCUGGCACUAUUACAAAACGACAAGUGCUGAAAUGCAGCCGAAAUUAAAAGCCGGUGGGGGAUUAUUCUCUUAUUUUAAGACUGAAAAAGGCCGAAGGCUGGUGUUCUAUGGAGCGGGGGUCACCACAGUCGGACUGUUUGUGGGAAACUUUCUGCCGCACACGUUUGGCCUUAAGUAUUACCGGGAUUUCGUGCAAUGCUACCAGUGGACACGGAGUGGAGCGUGCUGUGCCGGAGGCAGUGCAGCAACGCCUAGAGAAGGCACUGGAUCAGUUGGGAUUGACGCCCUUUGAACGGAAGUUUGUGAAGCCCUUCACCGUCUUUGGAUUCGAUCUCUUCCAGGCGGGCACCACUAAGUUGCGAUUCGGAGGCGCCCUGGGCAUACCCGUGAACUAUGGCUACGGCAGUCCGGAGGAGAUCAAGCGGGCGGACAUCCGCUUCAGGGAUCAACAGAUCGACUGGAGCUCUCCCAGCGGAAAGCUUCUGGAGCAGGCGAUCGUUUUAAACGAGGAUGAACAGGUCUUUGGUCUGAGCAAGUCCGUGCUGCAGCUGCAAACUCAUCAAGUGCUACUCAACUCGAUCUUCCCUAGCGUCAGCUUCCUCAUGGUCUACACCAUGGGUACUUACCUGAACCUGCGCCUCAACCUCUUUGCCCGCCAUGGAAGCGUUCGUUUCGUCCUUUACAGCAUUCUGGGACUUUUUGGCGUGGGCCUUUGGUCCUUCAUGAAAGACUACAAUCAGGUGGCCACGGACGCUGAGAUCGACAAGCGGCUUGCCAGCAUGGGUCCCCAAUUCGUGGCCGCCGGAGCCGGCUUCUACGAUAAGCAUUUAAAAAAAAACAUUGCUCUAAGGGAUUUAAUUGGAGACAAUACCUACACCGCCUUGGGCAACGAGAACUACAUGCUUCGUCAGAAGUCCAUGCCGCUCACAGCCCGCAAAUCCUUCUUUCUAGAGAAGAUCGAGGAGCUAAAGAAGGCGCAAGAACAUGAGACACAAUAAACGGAUUCAUUGUUACGUUUUUAUUACCGAUUGAAAAAAAAAAAAAAAUGUCUAAGUAUUU
This is a messenger RNA of Drosophila gunungcola (fruit fly), 1076 nucleotides long. Its product is annotated as transmembrane protein 177. NCBI's taxonomy places the organism in Eukaryota, Metazoa, Arthropoda, Insecta, Diptera, Drosophilidae. The coding region runs from base 125 to 1015 and encodes 296 amino acids. The transcript is spliced from 3 exons. The record is from RefSeq and is a predicted model, not a curated record.